CAUGUGAAGCACCAACAGAGGGCAGUAAUCCUCUUCUAAAGAAAAGUGGCUUGGCAGCACACACAGGAACUCACAACCUUGUGUACUGUGUGUGUGUGUGUGUGUGUGUGUGUGUAUGUAUUGAACAGAACAGCAGGGAGGGAGUUGGAAUAAAUGAGCCCAUGUGCUCACACUACAUGGAAUUCCUCUCCUCUCUUCUCCUCUCCUCUCCUCUCCUCCCCUGGGGUGCUGUCUGCGAACAACUCAACUUCUCUAACUGCACAAUAUCCACUGAGUCCAGUUCCACAAUUCAUUUGAUCUAAAUACACUUCUGCUGGCAAGGCGCAGCAAAGUGUAUCAGCCAGACAUCCAGUCUCCCCAUUCUGCUGGAAGGCUGCCAGCCACAGGUCACAUGACCUGGAAGAAAAAGACUAGGAGACUUUUGGGAUCCCUCUUUGCAUGGACUGGCUAUCAACCUGAGGGGAAGUCCAAAGGCUGAUGAACUGAUUUGUGUCUGUGUGAGACCACAUUGCUUGGUGUCCCGCCUCACUCUGGUCUCCUAUAUGACCUGGGAACACAUCACCCAGAGCAAAUCUGGUCAUCUGCUGGAAGCAGCCAAAAAAAAGGUGACUGGCUGGCUGGAAUACCACCCUACUCCUUCUCCCUUUGAGGACAUCCCGUUCCAGGACUGUGAUUUGGUCUCACCCCCCCCCCCCCCAGCAUGGAGCCCACCAAAGUCCAGUCAGAGGGUGGUCUCAAUGUCACCCUUACCAUCCGUCUCCUCAUGCACGGAAAAGAGGUUGGAAGUAUAAUUGGAAAGAAAGGGGAAACAGUGAAAAAGAUGCGAGAAGAGAGUGGAGCUCGAAUCAAUAUUUCCGAGGGCAACUGCCCAGAGAGGAUUGUCACCAUCACAGGACCAACAGACACCAUCUUCAAGGCUUUUGCUAUGAUUGCCUACAAAUUUGAGGAGGACAUAAUCAAUUCCAUGAGCAACAGCCCAGCAACCAGCAAGCCUCCAGUCACCUUAAGGCUUGUUGUACCAGCCAGUCAGUGUGGCUCCCUCAUAGGAAAAGGAGGCUCCAAAAUAAAAGAAAUGAGAGAGUCCACAGGGGCUCAGGUCCAAGUGGCAGGGGACAUGCUGCCCAACUCUACAGAACGUGCAGUGACAAUCUCUGGGACCCCAGAAGCCAUCAUCCAGUGUGUCAAACAAAUCUGUGUGGUCAUGCUGGAGUCCCCACCAAAAGGUGCCACCAUCCCUUAUCGCCCAAAGCCUGCCUCCACCCCUGUCAUUUUUUCAGGUGGCCAGGCCUACACAAUUCAGGGACAGUACGCCAUACCACAUCCAGAUCAGUUGACCAAGCUCCACCAGUUGGCUAUGCAGCAAACCCCCUUUACCCCUCUCGGACAGACCACCCCUGCUUUCCCUGGUUUGGAUGCCAGUCCACCAGCCAGUACCCAUGAACUCACCAUUCCCAAUGAUCUAAUAGGCUGCAUCAUUGGACGCCAGGGAACCAAAAUAAAUGAGAUUCGACAGAUGUCUGGGGCGCAGAUCAAAAUUGCAAACGCCAUGGAAGGCUCAUCAGAGCGCCAGAUCACCAUUACAGGGACUCCUGCUAACAUCAGCCUGGCCCAGUAUCUCAUCAAUGCCAGGUUCAGGGACGUGGCUGCCAUGUGGAAUGACCCCUCAUCCAUGACAACAUCCUGAAGUCAUCCCAAAAACUGGUCCUGUUUUCAGAAGCUAACAUCAAAACCACCACUUCACGAUUAACCUCUAUGUGUUAUCUCAUGGAACUUCCCCUAGACUCCCUUGGUUUUGCGUAACACUUCAGCAUAAGCCUGUGGGAGACUUAUAGUAGAAGUCAUACUAACAACACUUGGAUUUGUUUUCAAUUUAUGUAGCCAGUGUAUCAUUAAAGGAGUAGUUUGACAUUUUGGUAAAUAUGCUUAUCCGCUUUUUCUGCCAAGAGUUUGAUAAGAAGAUCAGUGCCACUCUCAUGUCUGUCUGUUAUAUGAAGCUGGUGCCAGAGGGUUAGCUUAACUUAGCAUGUAAACUGGAAAUAGAGGGAAACAGCUAACCAGGCUCUAGUCUGUUGGCCCCUUUACAAUGUGUGAUUUUGGGCUGCCUGAUAGUUGAAAAUUGUGAGAGAAACUUGGUAGGUUGUGGUGAUCUUUGGUUGUCUUUGGUUGUCAAUCAAAAGAGGUGGUCCUAUUGUAGAUUGCACUGUGAGACACGUCCAUUGAUGUCCAAUUAGUGACCCAAAACAGUCUGAGUCUGAGACACAGAAUACACUGGCUGUUGUGACAUUUUGCAAGUUCAAUUUCUGAAUAAAGUUUAGGAGGAAAUUACACUUGUUUGUGUGACUUUGUUGCAUUUUCAAAACAUAUGAGCUGAUGUCGUGCCUCUGCUUUCACAUACUUUUUCUAUUUACAUCAUAGCGCUACGAUUCACCACAUAUUCAGUGCACAUUCUGACAGCUUCAAGUUGAUAUCAUACAGUCUGACACAAAUUGUGACCAAGAUUUUAUUACAGGUGUCUUGUCACAAUGUGACAUGCAAUAAACUUAUCAGGUCAUUGUUGUUACACAGUCUGAAGGUGCCCACCAGCUCCCUUAAAGCUCACUAAUUAACACUGAAAUGACCUCACAACACGUGUUGCCUGGCAACCUCACGGUGACAACAAAACUCCAGAAAUUUAUUCCUCCCAGCUAAGAAAUAGUCCAGCACAUAAGCCUCCGUAAAACAACUUUAGCUUUACAGGUGCUGGUAGGCAGAUUUUGUUAACUUUUUGACAGAGCCAGGUAAACUGUUCCCCUCGUUCCAGUUUUUAUGCGAAGCAAAGCUAACCAUCUGCUGACUCCAGCUUCAUAUUCAACGGAAACAUCUGUAAGUGGUAUUGAUCUUCUCAUCUAACUUUCUGCAAGAAAUUGAAUGAGCAUAUUUCCCAAAAUGUCAAACUAUUCCUGUAAGUAUUUAUUUAGCAUGCCUCAUUCCAAGAAUAAUAUUGUAUUUCUUUUUUUGUAAUUGCUAUAUUAGAUACAUUUGCCUAUCAAGUCCUAUUGUGUCAUUGUCUGGAAAGAGUAAAAUUAAUAAAAAAUGGAAAAUUAAGAAAAGCAAAGAAAAAAAAGACAGAACACGACUGCCACUUGAGCAAUGCUGUUAGAAAGAAGAGUGAUGUGAUGCCUCUGUCAGGGAAUAAAACACUUACAUUGGACAUUUCAUGACACCAUCAUUCUUUUCAGUCCACUGCAUGGCUACAUGAGGGGGUUAGUAUUGCAUGGUUAUGUUGCCAUAUUUCUAGAAGUUGAGACGUUUUAUGUGAAUGAAAAAAAAAAAAGAAAAAAAGAGGUGCCAACAAAAGAUCAAGCACAACGC
Molecule: messenger RNA, 3351 nt
Organism: Thunnus maccoyii (southern bluefin tuna)
Lineage: Eukaryota; Metazoa; Chordata; Actinopteri; Scombriformes; Scombridae
Gene: pcbp3
Product: poly(rC) binding protein 3
Exons: 18
Coding region: 701-1684 (327 amino acids)
Biological process (GO): regulation of gene expression; regulation of RNA metabolic process
Cellular component (GO): nucleus; cytoplasm
Molecular function (GO): mRNA binding
Source: RefSeq, a predicted model, not a curated record